AUGUGGGAUAAGAUCAAUAACAUUUUCUCUAGGUAACUGGUCUUAGAUUGCCUGUUGAUGUAAUGUUUGUGUGAGACAGAUGAGUUGAACUACUGAAAUAGCUAAUCAUAUGGAUGUAAUGUCUUAUAGUAGAAAUGUCACAAAUCAGAAAUUAAGUGAACAGAUUUCUCCAUAUGUCUGUACAGCCUCUACUACUCACUGUAGUAUACAGUACAUAUAUUAACCAAGCUCCCCACCACCCUCUAAACCAGUGGUAUUCAAAGUCGGGGGGAAUUGCAGUGGGGUCGCCAAUAUAUAUAUAUAUUUUUGUAAAUAAUAAAUUAAGAGUAAAGACUACAGAUUAUUAUAUGGCACUUAAUACAAACAUUUAUGAGAAAGAUAAUUUUGAAAAUAACAUUUUAUUGAGUAAAUGUAUUUAUUGGUUCUCGUAAUUUUUUAAAUAAGAGAGAUAAAAAUGUAAUGAAUUGAACGUUAUUUGUUGAUGUAAAAAUAUAAAUUUACCGAUUUUAAUGUUGUGUCUUUAGAUUUGGGGUGGGGUCCGAAGAAAGUCUGGCAGAAAAUAUUGGGUCCCCGCUGAAAAAGUUUGAAUACCACUGCUCUAAACUAAACAAACAUUCUAGCUUGUCAUCUUUUAUUGUUUAGUGAAUGGAUUUGAUUGGUUUGCCAUUGACAAUAAUGAUAAAAAAAUAUAUUAAAAAAUCUUCCCAUUAUUGUCUUGCAAAGUUGAUACAUUUGGGCAUACCUGUACCCAUUAUCAACUAAUAUUCUAUGGACCAAAUCCCACAUUAACAUCAUUGUCUCCCGAGUGGCGCAGUGGUCUAAGGCUGUGUCACUAGAGAUCCUGGUUCGAAUCCUGGCUCUUUCGUAGCCGGCAGGGAUGUAGCUCAGUUGGUAGAGCAUGGUGUUUGCAACGCCAGGGUUGUGGGUUCGAUUCCCACGGGGGCCAGUAUGAAAAAAUAAAUAAAAUGUAUGCACUAACUGUAAGUCGCUCUGGAUAAGAGCGUCUGCUAAAAUGUAAUUGCAUACAUAAGGAAGGGGUCAACCUAUAUGUCAACAAGAUGUCAGUACAUAAUGCAUGUUUAACUCGAUGACAAUUAUCAAAUUGAAAGAGUUUAUACAAGAUGUCAUUCCAGGUGAUGAGAUCCAGUUUGUGUUCCCCUGAAAUUGAUAUGUAUUAUUGUGUAAUGCAGCAAAACCCAACCAGACACAGAGGAAGCUGGGGAGAAAGAGGACACAGAGAAUCACGAUGGGGAAAAGGUGUGUGAUGUUCUAUUGAAACACCUCAUUGUUCUCUCAAACACUGCAUGGAUUUAUUGGCUCAUUUAUAGCUCCCAUUCUGUCCAUUCUGUGUUCAAAGUGUGUAAAGAUAAGAGGUGGAGAUUAGUAGAGUGAGAGAUGAGCUCUAACUUCUGGAAUUAGUUUGAUGUGAACUUUGAACUUAAACUAGUUUGUGCAUGAGAAGCAAUUUUCUCAGACACUUGAGCUACACCUUUCAUCCUUGUAUCUCUCUUCCUUGUCCGGUUCUCCACCCGCCCCUUCUCACUUCCCAGGUGUCAGAAGGAGAGGAGGAGGAAAAAGAGGUGGAUCAGCCAGGAAUGUGGGAGGAGAUGUUCAAAUCCCAUGCUGACACCAAGCCUAAUGGUACACCAAGUCCAUUCAUUUGUUUUCACCCACCAUUUCCUCUAAUUGACGUCAUGUGUAAAAUUCCUGACUGCUGUGGUGUAACCUGCCUCCUGUCCUCUAGGUCCCUCCUCCAUCAGUCUGGACUUCUCCCUGCCUGGAGUAGAACAUGUCUACGGCAUCCCUGAACACGCAGACUGCCUCAGACUGAAAAACACAGAGUGAGCCUUGCCCCAAUGUCAUUUGUGCUCAGCUCUCUGUUAAACUUACCCCACCAAGUUGCAGUGUAGUUUUCUGAUUAUUUAGUUGGUCAUCCACUGCUAACAUGGAUUUCUGUUCCUUCCCCCAGUGGAGGAGACCCCUACAGGCUGUAUCACCUGGAUGUGUUCCAAUAUGAGCUCUUUAACCCAAUGGCUCUGUACGGAGCAGUGCCUGUCCUCCUCUCACACAACACCCACAAGACUAUGGGUCUCUUCUGGCUCAACGCAGCCGAGACAUGGGUGGACAUCAGCUCUGGACAGGCGGGUGUGUAUGAAUGGAUGGAUCUCACACCGGAUAUUUCUUUCUUUGCCAUUUGAUUCACUUCAGUUUGAUAUCUAAAUCCUGUUUGUACUUUUUGAUGUUGGAUUGCGUUCAGAGCUCCAGUGAGGUCCCUCAGACAGAUCUCUGAGAGCGGCAUCAUUGACGUCUUCAUGAUGCUGGGACCAUGAUCUACUGAUGUGUUCACACAGUACGCUUCAUUAACAGGUACACAGGUCUGGUACAAUACUUACACACUCACUAGGAGGAGCACAGGUAUGCGUCACUCACAGUAUAUUGUGCACAUUUACGUCAAGCACAUGUUCAUGCUCGAUACAUCUUCGUUUUAUAGCUUCACUGCUCACUAUCCCAGAAGUGGUACCUUUGCUUUAGAAAUGACCCUUUUGUUCUCUGGCUGUUGUAGGCACUCAGUCCUUCCCCCCUAUCUCUUCGCUGGCCUACCACCAGUGCCACUGGAACUACAACGACCAGGAGGAUGUGAGUGCGGUGGACCAGGGCUUCGAUGAACACGACAUUCCCUAUGACUUCAUCUGGCUGGAUAUUGAGCACACGGACGGCAAGCGGUACUUCACCUGGGACAACAACAAGUUCCCAAAGCCCAAAGACAUGCUGCAGGGCCUCCUGGAUAAGAGACACAAGGUGAACUUAAUGAUGAAAAAAUAUAUAUUUUUAAAAUGGUGUGUGUGGUAAUGAGAAAAUCAUUUACAUUUGGAACUCUUCACUCUCCCUCCUCAUCUCAUUGCGCCCUCUCUCCUGUCCUGUCUGUCUACAGAUGGUGAUCAUAGUGGACCCUCACAUUAAGGUGGACAGAAGCUAUAAGAUCCACACUGAGAUUCAUUCUAGAGGCUACUACACCAAAAACAAAGAUGGCGGAGACUAUGAGGGCUGGUGCUGGCCAGGUAGGCACAUGUCAAUAGUAUUUAUCUUGACCAAUUCGGAAACCUACCAGACAACAUAGUAUAAGAUUGACUGUCUUCUACUGACGGUCUUAUACUGACUGACUUAUAGCGACUCUCUUCUAGUGACUGUCUUACAGUGACUGUCUUCUACUGACUGUCUUCUACUGACUGUCUUCUACUGACUGACUUAUAGUAACUGACUGUCUUCUACUGACUGACUGGCUUAUAGUGAUUGGCUUAUAGUGACUGACUUAUAGUGACUGAAUUAUAUUGACUGACUUCUACUGACUGACUGUCUUAUAGUGACUGUCUUCUACUGAGCCAGUCACCUAAAGGCUGGUAAUUGUUUAGAAAUGUGUUAUGUACAUGUACUUGAGAUUUACUUUUUUUUGCUUUUUGUUAAAAGGGAAUGCAGGUUACCCAGAUUUGACCAAUCCUGAGAUGAGGACCUGGUGGGCCAGCAUGUUUACCUAUGGCCAGUAUGAGGUGACUAAACCCGUAAUCAGUUUGUCUCAUCUCUUUUCACCUCCACAUUUGACCCAGUUCUUUUUGCUUUUCAUUCUUCUUUCUUCAUGUCCUCAGGAAACUCAGGAAACUAUUAGCAUUGAUUCCACUGGUUAACCAGUGAAGCUACUGAAGCCUUGAGCUACCGCUUCAUCCCCAGAUGCACUGACAUGUCUUUUUCUCCCAUCGCUCCUCUGGCCAGGGGUCGUUCCACGUGUACAGAGAACCUGUACACGUGGAACAACAUGAGCGAGCCGUCUGUGUUUAACGGGCCAGAGGUCACCAUGCACAAGGACGCCCUCCACGGGCCCUGGGAGCACAGAGACGUCCACAACCUCUACGGCUUCUACGUGGUGAGGCAGGGAAGGAGGGGUGUUACUAGGACUAUCUAGCCCGGGGGUGUCCACACUGUUGGGAUUGUUUUGGAUUAGUUACAGCAUCCUCACUCACUCAUUCACUGUCAUCUACUCUCUUCUUUCCCUCUCUCAGCAAAUAGCGACAGCAGAGGGGCAGAUCCAGCGCUCUGGGGGAUUGGAGAGGCCUUUUGUCCUGACCAUGGCCUUCUUCGCUGGGUCUCAGCGCUACGGUUAGACCCAAUACGCCUCCCUCUGGUUCCUGGAAAUGUUGUUUUGUUGUAUACAGUCGUGGUCAAAAGUUUUGAGAAUGACACAAAUACUAAUUUUCACAAAGUAUGCUGCCUCAGUUUUGAUGAUGGCAAUUUGCAUAUACUCCAGAAUGUCAUGAAGAGUGAUCAGAUUAAUUGCAAUUAAUGGCAAAGUCCAUCUUUGCCAUGAAAAUGAACUUAAUCCCCAAAAUACAUUUCCACUGCAUUUCAGCCCUGCCACAAAAGGACCAGCUGCCAUCAUGUCAGUGAUUCUCUCAUUAACACAGGUGAGAGUGUUGACGAGGACAAGGCUGGAGAUCACUGUCAUGCUGAUUGAGUUAGAAUAACAGACUGAAGCUUUAAAAGGAGGGUGGUGCUUGAAAUCAUUGUUCUUCCUCUGUUAACCAUGGUUACCUGCAAGGAAACAUGUGCCAUCAUCAUUGCUUUGCACAAAAAGGGCUUCACAGGCAAGGAUAUUGCUGCUAGUAAAAUUGCACCUAAAUCAACCAUUUAUCGGAUCAUCAAGAACUUCAAGGAGAGAGGUUCAAUUGUUGUGAAUAAGGCGUCAGGGCGCCCAAGAAAGUCCAGCAAGCGCCAGGACCGUCUCCUAAAGUUGAUUCAGCUGUGGGAUCGGGGCACCACCAGUGCAGAGCCUGCUCAGGAAUGGCAGCAGGCAGGUGUGAGUGCAUCUGCACGCACAGUGAGGCGAAGACUUUUGGAGGAUGGCCUGGUGUGAAGAAGGUCAGCAAAGAAGCCACUUCUCUCCAGGAAAACAUCAGGGACAGACUGAGAUUCUGCAAAAGGUACAGGGAUUGGACUGCUGAGGACUGGGGUAAAGUCAUUUUCUCUGAUGAAUCCCCUUUCCGAUUGUUUGGGGCAUCCGGAAAACACCUUGUCCGGAAAAGACAAGGUGAGCGCUACCAUCAGUCCUGUGUCAUGCCAACAGUAAAGCAUCCUGAGACCAUUCAUGUGUGGGGUUGCUUCUCAGCCAAGGGAGUGGGCUCACUCACAAUUUAGCCUAAGAACACAGCCAUGAAUAAAGAAUGGUACCAAUAAAUCCUCAGAGAGCAACUAUCCAAGAACAGUUUGGUGACGACCAAUGCAUUUUCCAGCAUGAUGGCGCACCUUGCCAUAAGGCAAAAGUGAUAACUAAGUGGCUCGGGAACAAAACAUCGAAAUGUUGGGUCCAUGGCCAGGAAACUCCCCAGACCUUAAUCCCAUUGAGAACUUGUGGUCGAUCCUCAAGAGGCGGGUGGACAAACAAAACCCCACAAAUUCUGACAAACUCCAAGCAUUGAUUAUGCAAGAAUGGGCUGCCAUCAGUCAGGAUGUGGCCCAGAAGUUAAUUGACAGCAUGCCAGGGCGGAUUGCAGAGGUCUUGAAAACGAAGGGUCAACACUGCAAAUAUUGACUCUUUGCAUAAACUUAAUGUAAUUGUCAAUAAAAGCCAUUGACACAUAUGGAAUGCUUGUAAUUAUAUUUCAGUAUACCAUAGUAACAUCUGACAAAAAUAUCUCAUAACACUGAAGCAGCGAACUUUGUGAAGACCAAUACUUGUGUCAUUCUCAAAACUCACACACGUUCAUCCACUCUCCUCCAGGUGCAGUGUGGACGGGAGACAAUGCAGCAGAGUGGGGUCACCUUAAGAUAUCCAUCCCCAUGUGUCUCAGCCUGGGCCUGGUGGGCAUUUCCUUCUGUGGAGGUGAGGCUGGCUGGGAUUGGUGCUGCACAGAUCGGAUGGAUCGGUCUGUCUUUGUUUGAUGGUAAUACUUAAAGGAUCCUAAUCCUUCUCUCUCAUCCCAGCUGACGUGGGGGGUUUCUUUAAAACUCCCAGUGCGGAGCUGCUGGUGCGUUGGUACCAGGCGGGGGCCUACCAGCCCUUCUUCCGUGCCCACGCCCACCUGGACACCCCGCGGAGGGAGCCCUGGCUUUUUGGCCCUGACAACACGGCUCUGAUCCGAGAGGCUGUCCAUCAGCGCUAUGCCCUGCUGCCUUACUGGUACCUCCAGUUCUACCACGCCCAACGCACCGGCCAGCCCGUCAUGAGGUAGGCUUAUCAAGCCCCAUGUCUGUUUCGAAAGUCUAUAGCUGGCACUAUUAGAGACAAUCCUUGUAUUUUGAUUCACCUUGGGUUGUAUUCCCUCCCUCUCUGUACUAUAGGCCCCUGUGGGUGGAAUAUCCAGAGGAUAUUGCCACAUUCUCCAUUGAUGAUGAGUUCCUGAUUGGUAAGUAGGUUAGGAAAGUGGCCUUUAGACCAGUAUCUAGUUCUUAACCUUUUCCAUUAUGGUACAAUACUUUUGAAUACUUAAAUGUUUGGAAGAACUUGAGCUCUUCAACCUGGUGAGGAUGAUGCAUAACCGCAGACUAGCUCUCCCCGUGUGUGUUCAUCAGGCAGAGAUCUUCUGGUCCACCCUGUAACAGAUGAGAGGUCUAGUGCGGUCACAGCCUACUUACCUGGGAAUUGAGUGGUGUGUGAGGAUGGAGAGAGCUGACCUGGAGUUUUGCCAGUUGGAAUAUACAGUUGAAGUCGGAAGUUUACAUACACUUAGGAUGGAGUCAUUAAAUCUUGUUUUUCAACCACUCCACAAAUUUCUUGUUAACAAACUAUAGUUUUGGCAAGUCGACUAAGACAUCUACUUUGUGCAUGACACAAGUAAUUUUUCCAACAAUUGUUUACAGAUAGAUUAUUUCACUUAUAAUUCACUGUAUCACAAUUCCAGUGGGUCAGAAGUUUACAUACACUAAGUUGACUGUGCCUUUAAACAGCUUGGAAAAUUCCAGAAAAUGAUGUCAUGGCUUUAGAAGCUUCUGAUAGGCUAAUUGACAUUUGAGUCAAUUGGAGGUGUACCUGUGGAUGUAUUUCAAGGCCUACCUUCAAACUCACUGCCUCUUUGCUUGACAUCAUGGGAAAAUCAAAAGAAAUCAGCCAAGACCUCAGAAUAAAAAUUGCCAUCACAAAGCCCUGACCUCAAUCCUAUAGAAAAUGUGUGGGCAGAACUGAAAAAGCGUGUGUGAGCAAGGAGGCCUACAAACCUGACUCAGUUACACCAGUUCUGUCAGGAGGAAUGGGCCAAAAUUCACCCAACUUAUUGUGGGAAGCUUGUGGAAGGCUACCCGAAACGUUUGACCCGAGUUAAACAAUUUAAAGGCAAUGCUACCAAAUACUAAUUCAGUGUAUGUAAACUUCUGACCCACAGGGAAUUUUUACUAGGAUUAAAUGUCAGGAAUUGUGAAAAACUGAGUUUAAAUGUAUUUGGCUAAGGUGUAUGUAAACUUCCGACUUCAACUGUACUACAUGUUCAAUCAACCUGGUUCCUUCUAGCCCUCAUGCUUCUCUUCCCGUCACAGGUCUGGUAUGACGUCCACACGUUCCAGAGACAUGGCGGCGCUCAGAACCUCUAUAUCCCUGUCACCAUGAGCUCAGUAAGUCCUAUGUUGUCAGUGUUAACAUGGAUCCACUGACUGUGUUCUGGAUGUGUUUCUACCUAUGCUCCGUAGCCAAAACCAAUUUUUUAUUUUACCUUUAUUUAACUAGGCAAGUCAGUUAAGAACAAAUUCUUAUUUACCAUGACGGCCUACACCGGCCUAACCCGCACGCUGGGCCAAUUGUGCGCCGCCCUAUGGGACUCCCAAUCACAGCCGGUUGUGAUACAGCCUGGAAUCGAACCAGGGGGUCUGUAGUGAUGCCUCAAGCACUGAGAUGUAGUGCCUUAGACCGCUGCGCCACUCGGGAGCCCUCAGCACUUUGCCCACAAAUAACCAUCAGUUAUCUCUCCCUCUCAUCUUCUCUGUUAUACCUCCUUUUCCCCUCAUAGAUUCCAGUGUUCCAGCGAGGAGGUUCCAUUAUCUGCCGGAAGAACCGUGUUCGCAGGUCCUCAUCCUGCAUGGAAAAUGAUCCCUACACCCUCUAUGUGGCCCUUGACCCAGAAGUAAAACCUGUUUUCCUCAUUUUACCGGCUAAGCUUACUUUACACCACAACAAUAUUACUACCAUUGUUGCACCUGCAGAGGCUUUGUCAUCAUUUAAAUGUUUCUCUUUGUUCCAGGGCAAUGCAGAAGGCGAGUUCUACAUAGAUGAUGGUCACACCUUUAAACAUGAGACAGACAAGCAGUUCAUCCACAGACGCCUGAGUUUAACUGCAAACACCCUCUCAGCCAGGUCUGUCCCUCCCCUAACUAUCAUCCUUCCAACCAGGCCCUGUUCUCCCUGUGUUUCUGUAUCAAGUGCAACCUGUCUGUUGCUACAGUGACCUGUCUCCGGACUCCCGGUUUUCCACGGCCUCCUGGGUAGAGAAAGUGAUCAUCCUGGGAGCUCAGAAGCCCGAUGCUGUCACCCUCACAAUGACAGGUUAGUCAUGUACCGUCAAUAACCAGGCAACAUAAUGUAAUGUAGAGCCAGGAGUUUCCCCUUAAUUGUCUGGUGUAAUCUGGAAAGAUAAUACAAAAGAAUACUUGUUGCAGUGAAGUUAUUGUUCUGUUGGCAGACUAGUGCAAAAAGUGGUAAGGGUUGUGAAGGUGGUACAUUAUAUUUUGUUAACAAUGUGCCUGAUGUUCUUCAACCAUCCUCCACAGAUGGUGGGGAGUCUUCUGUGGAGUUUGAGUUUGACCCGGACACGGCGGUCUUAACUCUUCGUAAGCCAGGCUUGAACACAGGGGUCAACUGGACAUUACAGGUGCAGUAACACAGGACACUCAUAUUGAAGUCAGGAGUCAAAUGCAAAAUGUCACACAUAGACUUUUGGCCAAACAAGUAAUCAUACGACAAAAAAAAAGCACCCAGAUUCAAAAGUGUGGAUUUGGAGCAGUCCCCUGAACCAACCCUGACAAAGGAAACAGAGGAGAAAUGGAUCAGGGUUUUUAGAAGAGUAUGAAACUCAGGACCACGAAUCUUGUUGGAUGAGAAAAAUUCUGCACCUCUAUCAAAAAAGGCUGGAUUUUAGAUACUAAUCUUAAUUGUUUCAGGGUUUAACAAUUAACUGAUGAAGAUAAUGAUUAU
This is a messenger RNA of Coregonus sp. 'balchen', 9163 nucleotides long. The record is from the annotation of a GenBank genome assembly. Lineage: Eukaryota; Metazoa; Chordata; Actinopteri; Salmoniformes; Salmonidae.